AUGGCCAAGAUACUUCAGAUGGCGGUGAUGCUGGGUAGCUCCAAGCUGGGCCACGGCGCCUUCGGAUUCGAUGAGCGACAGACGGACUCGACGCCAGUGCCGCAAAUGAAGCGGGAGCUGCCCACGCGCAAGCAGUGCCUGGAGGCAUUCAAGCGCACCCAGUACGACAUCCUCAUCGUUGGCGGCGGUGCCGUGGGCUCAGGUUGUGCCCUGGACGCGGCCACGAGGGGCCUGAAGACGGCUCUGGUGGAGGCCAACGACUUUGGAAGCGGCACCUCAUCCAAAUCGAGCAAGCUCUUGCACGGCGGCCUAAGGGAUCUGGAGCAGGCCAUCACACGGCUGGAUGUGGCGGCAUUCCGAAGGGUUCGCUGCUCGCUGCAGGAGCGCAGUCACAUUGGCAACCUGGCGCCGCAUCUCAGCCAGCCGGUGCCCAUCCUGCUGCCCGUCCACCACUGGUGGGAGGCUCCGCUCUACUACCUCAAGCUGACGAUCUACCACCUGAUGGCGCCCAGGGGCACCAAGAGCUUCCAGUACCUGAGUUCCGACGAGGCGCUGGAGGUGUUUCCCAUGCUGCGGCAGCGGGAGCUCUUCGGCGCCUUCGUCUUUUACGAGGGCCAGCACGACGAUGCCCGGAUGUGCCUGUCGGUGGCCUUGACAGCCGCCCGUUACGGAGCGGACAUCUGCAACCACAUGAAGGUCUUGAGGCUGAUCAAAAACAAGGAGGGCAACGUGGCCGGCGCCGAGGCGGUGGACCAGCUAACGGGCAAAAAGUACAGCAUCCGAGCAAAGGUGGUGGUCAAUGCCACGGGCCACAUGAGCGACAGCCUGCGCCAGAUGGAAGACUCGGAGGCCAAGCCGCUGUGCACGCGCAGCUGGUCCUCGAUCAUCGUGCUGCCGCGCUUCUACUGCCCACAGGACGUGGGCGUCUUCGAUCCGCACACCCCCAAUGGUCGGUCCAUCUUCUUCCUGCCCUGGCAGAACCACACGCUGGUGGGAUCCAGCGAUGAGCCUGGCUAUCUGCCCGGUCAGGACUCUCAGCCCACGGAGACGGAUGUGCAGUCUCUGCUGGACGGCAUCAAGCACUUUGUGUCGCCCAAUUUCGAUGUGCGGAGGUGCGAUGUUAUGGCAGUUUGGGGCGGCUUCAAGCCCCUGCCAGUGCCAUCUGACUCCCUGCAUCACACUCGGCUCAAGAACCACGUGAUCCAGCUGGGUCCCAGGAACAUGAUUUCCAUCGUGGGUGGCACUUGGUCUUCCUUCCGGGCGCUGUCCGAGAAAACAGUGAAUGCAGCCAUCCGUCAUGGAGAUCUCUCGCCCUUGCGCAGGGAUUCGGUGACUGCUGAGUCGUGUAAACUGGACGGAGCCAGUGGUUGGACGCCCAAUAUGUUUAUCCGGCUGGUGCAGGACUUCGGCAUGGAGCGGGAUGUGGCCCAGCACCUGUCCAACACCUAUGGAUCGAAUGCCUUCAAGGUGGCCGUGAAUGCAGACAGCAGUGGGAUGGCCUGGCCCAUUGUGGGCAAGCGACUGCACUCGGAGUUCCCGUACAUCGAGGCGGAGGUGAGGCAGGGCGUUCGGGAUUUUGCCUGCACGCUGGAGGACAUGGUGGCCCGUCGGCUACGCGUUGCCUUCCUCAAUGUCCAGGUGGCCCAGGAGAUACUGCCGCAGGUGGCCAACAUCAUGGCCAAGGAGUUGAACUGGUCGCGGGAGCACACGAAAAGGCAGAUCCGCGAAACGCGAGCCUUUCUGAACACUCAGAUGGGCCAGCUGACCAACGAGAACGCCUCGCAGAUGAACAUACCCAUCAAGAUGUCUGUGCGCCAGGUGCGAAAGUUUGCCGCGCAGUUCAGGCAGAUGGAUGAGAACAAAACGGGGUACGUGUCCAUUGCAAACUGCUGCAAAGCCAUGAAAACAAUGGGCGUGAAGGAGGUGCCCGUCGACCUGAUGCACAAUGUCCUGCGGGACAUCGAUGUGCAUGCCCAGGGCAAGGUGAACCUGUACGAGUUCCUCCUGCUCAUGUCGGCCAUUGUGCAGGGCGACACGGAAUACCUUCGCUACGCUCGCUUGUAUUUGGAUCACAAGAAAGAGAUGCGGGGCAGCAACCAUCCCAUGGUAAUGCAAAUGGAGCGGGCCGGUGGCGGCCUUUGAGUGUAUUCCCUUUGUCGCCCUCUUUUUUGGAAACAGAAUCUAUUGACCGUCUUCACAUUACACGUAGGGGCAGAGGACCCUUUGGGGGAUCGCUGCCACGACUCAAAUUUA
Molecule: messenger RNA, 2253 nt
Organism: Drosophila biarmipes
Lineage: Eukaryota; Metazoa; Arthropoda; Insecta; Diptera; Drosophilidae
Gene: Gpo2
Product: glycerol-3-phosphate dehydrogenase, mitochondrial
Exons: 1
Coding region: 1-2142 (713 amino acids)
Biological process (GO): glycerol-3-phosphate metabolic process
Cellular component (GO): glycerol-3-phosphate dehydrogenase (FAD) complex; mitochondrion
Molecular function (GO): glycerol-3-phosphate dehydrogenase (quinone) activity; calcium ion binding
Source: RefSeq, a predicted model, not a curated record